CGCAAUUUACCAACACACGCAGGAUGGCGGACGUUGUUGUGGGUGGUGGUGGCAGCGGCGGCCGCGGCGGUGAGGCAACGGCAUCAUCGUCUGUGAUGAACAACAACGAUGCAGCUGCUGCAGGGGUGGGUGCGGUUGUUAGUGAGAUCAGUGGCAAAUUGCAAAGAGUACGUGCCGCUAUGGAUGGCUUCUUAAGCAAGCCCACAACGCGUCGCAUCAACGCUUACGUCACCAUCGCCGCCAGAUGGCUUGUGUGCGCGUUUCAUGUCAACUGGGCGCUAACCCAGCUGGAGCUGUGGUAUUUUUACGGGCGCACGUUUCCCUGGCUCCUCGUCAUCUUUGUGCUGCCUGCUGCCACCCUUGUGUGUGCAAAUGUCAAGCCCGCCAUGGCAGCAACAGUCCUCCUCAUCUCGUCCUUCUUCACCUUCUUCGACGUCAUGUCACAAGUCCUUUGGGUGUGGUUCAAUCACGGGUCAAUCUACGUCAACGAGCUCAUGGUCAAGAAACUGGCAAUCAUUGGCGCCAUGAGCUUGGUUAUCCUGCGGGAAUACAACCCGAAACACCGCGUCUCCGCACAGCAGGCCCUCGCCUCCGCCCUCUUCCUCGACCAGCCCGCCAUGACAAACCGCAAGAGCGCCUUUAUGCUGGCUGGCCGGCUCCUGCUGUCCACGCUAUUUGUGUGGGUUGGCGUGAAGGAGAUUCAGCGGCAAAUGGAGAACACGAUUGAGCGCAACGGCCACGUGUACCGCCGCCGCCCCGUCGGCGAUGGCCAUGAUGCAAUGUGGUACAAGCUCCUCGAAUUCGCGCUCAGCAUCCCCUUCAUGCUCGGGCUGUUCACGUCGGCGGCUGCCCGCGCCCUCGCCUGUGUUCUCCUCCUCGAAGCGCUCACGGCGUGGGCGUGGUGGCGCUCAACCCUCUCUGUCGGGUACCGCAUUCACGCACGCGAGCACUUUGCGGUGAAUGUCAGCGUUGCUGGCGGCCUGCUGCUGCUGUGCGCCAUUGGUGCCGGCAAAUACACCGUUGACGAGCUCCUCAAGAAGAAGGACUCGUAGCCCCGGUCGUCGCCAUCACGACGACCGUGAUUGGAGGGUGGGAUGUGGCGGAUAUGGAAGUCGUGAUGGCAGUGGUGGUCGUGAUAGCAGUGGUGGUCGUGAUGGUGGGGUUGAGUUGGCAAUUGUGGGGAUUAUGAUGCAGCAGACAGGCGCGAUGGGUGCACAGGGAUGGCGACGAUCGGACGGACUGUGGAUGUGCCCAUGCUCCUCAUCACGCGUUCGCGAAGCGUGGUGUGGUUGACUGUUGCGCCCGUUACAACUGUUCAAACUUCGUUUUCAAAGCUUGUGUAUUUCGCGGUCUCUAUUGCUGUGUACAAGUUGAAUCAUGAAGAUGAAGAGUAAAUGAAACCAGAAUGCGGGAACGAUAUAAGACCCGUGCAGGCAGUCCAACG
Molecule: messenger RNA, 1444 nt
Organism: Salpingoeca rosetta
Lineage: Eukaryota; Choanoflagellata; Craspedida; Salpingoecidae
Exons: 6
Coding region: 24-1052 (342 amino acids)
Cellular component (GO): plasma membrane
Source: RefSeq, a predicted model, not a curated record